AUGCCGGGGCCAUGGUGCAGAUCAGGAGCCCUGGGCGACGGGGAGCUCCUCGCGGAGCUCAUCGUUUCAGAUAUGAUAGAGGCGGCCGCCUACGACGACGACGGGGCCCCUCAAGGUACGUACAUACUUCGAGCACUUCAUGGAGACUGCGCUCCGGAAGGGGGCGUGCUGCUCACAGCGUGCUACCUUGCAGCGGAAGACGACUAUUAUAAUUUUUGGAUGCGGUCUGGAGGCCGCCCAGAGAAGGAAGUCUACCACGUGUGCGCAGAAGGUGGCUGCAGGAAAGGUCCGCUCGGCCGGAUCCACAUCGAGUCCUGGAGGCCAGCAAGCCGCGAGGACAUCGAGUUCGACAGGCUCGCCUGGGCGGCGAAGCCGGGGCUCAAGAAACGAAUUCUUGAGGCCCUUGACGCGGCCAGCGCGGCUAGCCAGGAGGGCGGCGACAACGGCCGCGACGGGAAGGCGAAGCCGCCGGCCAGGGGAGAGUGGCCAGGCAAACGCCCGGCGGCGGACCCACUACAGGCUCGGGACAAGUCUCCGCCCGCUGGGCGCGGGGCCCCGGACGGAGCGCUGUGGGCUGGAGCCCGCCGCGUGCAGCCCCGAGGAGGGGUGAGGGAAGAGCUACACGAGCUCCGCGCGGGUCUGGAGGGCGGCGCCGGCCGUGACGGGGCAGACCGGCGAGGCGAAGCCGUUCCCCCCGGGGAAGUGCGGACCGUCGCUGUGACGCGGCCCCCGCCGCCGGCGCAGGCGCGCCGGCGCCGCGCGGAGCCCCUGGCGCCCGCAGCCCGCGCCGCGAGGCGCCGAGCCUGCGCCGCAGGGAGCAGCGCAGCCCUCGCCGCGACGCCGCGAGGCAGCGAGCCCGCGGCGCGGCGAAGGGCCCAGCCCGCGCCGCCGCGAGGCACCGAGCCUGCGCCGCAGGGAGCAGCGCAGCCCGCGCCGCGAGGCAGCGAGCCCGCAGCGCGGCGCGGGCCCAGCCCGCGCCGCCGCGAGGCAGCGAGCCUGCGCCGCAGCGAGCAGCGCAGCCCGCGUCGCGAGGCAGCGAGCCCGCGGCGCGGAGAGCGGCCCAGCCUGCGCCGCCGCGAGGCAGAGAGCCCACGCCGCAGGGAGCAGGGCCCAAAGGAGCGGUCGAGAGACAGGUCCCACCGGCGCCGCCGCCAAAUGCGGGCCCGCUCCAGCUGCAGCGACAGCGACGAGGCGGGUUUUCACAACGCCUCGACCCCAGGCGACCGCUCGAGCACCACGCAGGGGCGGUUGAUGCGCUUUGCGCGCGAGAACCAAGGCAGGCUGGCCAGGAAGCUUCUCUGGAAGAUGGCCAGCAAGGUUACUCCUGGGGGAGAGGCGGACUCCGACGACUCCGAGAACCAGACGGGGGCUGCGCCGGCAGUGGUUUCGUCGUACCACCUGAGGGUGCUCUCCACGCAGCAGCCGCCCCGCUCGAAGCGCAACUCGAACGAGAUGCGCCUCAUGUGCAAGAUCCUCGACCUCCUCAGCCGCGAGAGGGUUUCCCGAGCCAUGGACUUCGCAGCCCAGCACUUGAAGGCCAUCGAGCAGUCGGUCACGGAUGGGGGCUGGACCCGGGCCCGCUUUCUCGAGUUGUUCGAGGAGGAGGGGCCAUCCUUGGUCAACAGGGGCGAGAAGUACAUGAUGCGAAAAGAAGUCAGAGCCGAGCAGCAACUUGCUCUCCGGAGCGGACCUGGCCCGAAAGGGGGGUCUAAGGGCAGGCGGUCAGACGACGCUGGCCCCGCGGGCUACGGGGCGACGGAGCACCGCGGCAAGGGCGAACCCUCCCACGGGAAGGGCUUCAGCUUCGGCGCGGCUUCGAGGAGCAAG
This is a messenger RNA of Prorocentrum cordatum, 1827 nucleotides long. The record is from the annotation of a GenBank genome assembly. Lineage: Eukaryota; Dinophyceae; Prorocentrales; Prorocentraceae.